CCAAUUGGAAGGUAUAUAUUAGCGGUCGCCGGACGGCCACACUUAUUGCACUGACUCCAAUUGGAAAGCCAAUAUCGUUCGCGUCGCGGAAGAAACAAGAAACUAAAUCAGCGAGAAGCACUGCAAUUGCAUUGGUUAUUUUUAAAGCACAACCGCGAUUAGAGGAAGUGUCUCCUGGUAGACAAUCGAAUUGGCCAUAUAUCGGCAAGAGUGUUAUUAAAGAGAAGCGCGUAGGUGUGCCAACAGCCCAAGCAAAUUCUUUUGCAUUCGCUUUUGAACCGCUUUCAUCGCGAGUUCCAUUUCACAGUGUGCGUGAGCAAAAAGCGUGUGCAAAUAACUUUUGCCGCGUUGUCCGCCUGCUGCGAAUUUCAUACCGAAAGAAGAGAGAAAGAGAGAGAGAGUACCGAUCGGGUGAAUGUCGCAGAAACACCAGAAGCAAUCCUACCAACCGCUCCCAACGGCGGCCGCCAUGGACAAUCCGGCGAUGAUCCAGAGCAGCGGAAGCAGUGGGAGCAGCUCCUCCGAGGAGGGCGGCAGUCGAGAGGAUGUGGCCAAUCUCUCGCCGCUCGGACUGCCUACGACCUACUCGUCACAACAAUUAAUGCCCUCGGAUACGGACAGCAUGGAGGAGGAGCGCCACCGCCUGCGUCCGCAUCACCACCACCACCACUCACUGGGCGAGCACCACCACAUCCCGGGCAUGCCACCCUCCGCCGCCGUCCCCUCGCGACUCUCCAGCGUGGGCAGAUCGCAGUGGUUCACCGUCACCGUUCUCUGCUUCGUCAACCUCAUCAACUACAUGGAUCGCUUCACGAUCGCAGGAGUCCUCACAGAUGUCCGAUCAGAUUUCGACAUCGGAAAUGACAGUGCCGGACUUCUCCAGACCGUAUUCGUUAUCUCGUACAUGGUGUGCGCCCCCAUCUUCGGAUAUCUGGGCGAUCGCUAUUCUCGCCCCUGGAUAAUGGCGGUGGGCGUGGGUCUGUGGAGCACCACCACCCUGCUGGGGUCGUUCAUGAAGCAGUUUGGAUGGUUCAUCGCCUUCAGGGCGCUGGUCGGGAUCGGUGAGGCCUCGUACAGCACCAUCGCACCGACGAUCAUCUCGGAUCUGUUCGUGCACGACAUGCGCUCCAAGAUGCUGGCACUGUUCUACUUUGCCAUACCCGUGGGAUCCGGUCUGGGGUACAUUGUGGGAUCUAAGACCGCGCACCUGGCCAACGAUUGGCGCUGGGCCCUGAGGGUCACACCCAUUCUGGGCAUUGUGGCCGUUCUGCUCAUCUUACUCAUCAAGGAUCCGGUGCGGGGUCACAGCGAGGGAUCGCACAACCUGGAGGCCACCACCUACAAGCAGGACAUCAAGGCCCUGGUCAAGAAUCGUUCCUUCAUGCUCUCCACGGCUGGAUUCACGUGCGUUGCCUUCGUGGCCGGAGCUCUGGCCUGGUGGGGACCUUCCUUUAUCUAUCUAGGCAUGAAGAUGCAGCCCGGCAACGAGGACAUUGUCCAGGACGACAUCUCGUACAAGUUUGGUCUGGUGGCCAUGCUGGCUGGACUCAUCGGAGUUCCGUUGGGCUCCUUUCUGGCCCAGCGACUGAGGGGUCGCUACGAGAACUGUGACCCGUACAUCUGUGCGGUUGGACUCUUCAUCUCAGCUCCGAUGGUAUUUGCUGCACUCGUGGUGCCGCAGACGAGCGAGAGCCUCUGCUUUUUCUUCGUUUUCGUCGCCCAGGUGGCACUGAACCUGUGCUGGUCCAUUGUAGCCGACAUCCUACUGUACGUGGUGGUGCCCACACGACGUUCUACAGCCGAAGCCUUCCAAAUCCUCAUCUCACACGCACUUGGCGAUGCCGGCAGUCCGUAUCUGGUGGGCGCGAUCUCCGAGGCCAUCAUGAAGCACCUGCACGAUAACCCCAGCGACUCUGGACUGACCACCGAACUGCAGAGCAUGUCCCAAGUGGCGGGAUCCGCGCUCAGCAAUGCCACCCAGGCGAUCACGGAAGCCACCACCAGUUUGAUGGAAACAGCGCGCUCAGCAGCUUCUCAGGAAUACUCUGAUGUGGAGCAGUUCGAGGGACUGCAAUAUGCGCUCUUCUCCACCAGUUUUGUGGAGGUGCUGGGCGGCAUCUUCUUCAUAUUCACCGCCUGCUUCAUCAUCAAAGACAAGUACAACGCCACGCGAGGACUGCAAGAUGUCACGGCUCCGCAACAGCAGCGGGAUGAGCGCGGACAGAUUGCCUAAUACCAGCCGAUCGUCGAGGUUUUGCUGCGCACUCAGAGCUCCGAUGGCAUGCCGGGUGAACUGAUACUGACUGAAAACCAUCUUUAAUUUAAUUUACGGUCACUCGCACCACGCACAUCCCGCAUCGGAUCAAACUGAAAGCCUUCGGGAACGGCUCAGUUGGGCCGACAAAUCCCCGAUGUUCAUGUUCCUAUUGGGAAGGAUCGGAAGGAAGGAAGUACCACCAUGCCAACGUUCAAGCACGCCACAUCGAUUUGUAGAUAUAUAUACAAAGAAUCACUCACACAGGCUUUCACUCCACACCAAGUCAUAACAUUACACAGAUCAUUUUACUUGUAAACGUCAGAGGGCUAGGAUACCCACGACACUUUGCUUCACACACGUAGUCGUAGAUAGGUCUAGCUCUGGUAUUUUAGACUAAAUCAAAAUUAGCAAGAGUUUCUUUAAGCAGACUCGCAUUCGAAGAAGUGCUCCCUCAGAUCGGAUAAUGUAAAUAGAUUAUCUCAGGCAUCGAAUGCGUAGUACAUGCAGUUUGGAUAUUUAUAUUAGGGUAUUUAAUAUGAAUUGUAAAUAUAGAUAAGCACCGGGCCAUUGUAUAAGUGCAUAGUCUAUUAUUUAAUCAGUUUUAUCAUAACGCCUUAGUUUUACACAGAACAUAAUUUUAAUCAUAGCUUUAGCUAGAUGUAUAACAAAUUGGAGAAAUAUGUGCACCCUCAGCAAUUAGUGAAUAUUACAGCAAAACUAUUUUGAACCAAAACAGCACCAAUCAGUCCUCGGGUUUGUUUUUUUAUUUGUUAAAUCUCAAUCGAAUGCUAGCCUAAUUGAAACGGAAAUUGAGACCGACAUAAAGACUGCGAGCAAUCAAAUAUAUUUUUACGUCGAUAUUUGGCUAAAAAUAAACCCAACUAAUUGUUUAGCAACUAAGGAAAUCAUCCGGGGCAAUAAAGAAAAUAAAUAAAACA
Drosophila erecta is the source of this 3195-nucleotide messenger RNA. It is a transcript of the gene spin, whose product is annotated as protein spinster. The record is from RefSeq and is a predicted model, not a curated record. Gene Ontology annotation, cellular component: membrane. Gene Ontology annotation, molecular function: transmembrane transporter activity. NCBI's taxonomy places the organism in Eukaryota, Metazoa, Arthropoda, Insecta, Diptera, Drosophilidae. Gene Ontology annotation, biological process: transmembrane transport. The transcript has 8 exons. The coding region runs from base 416 to 2233 and encodes 605 amino acids.